Messenger RNA from Branchiostoma floridae (Florida lancelet), 2636 nucleotides. RefSeq names its product DNA methyltransferase 1-associated protein 1-like. NCBI's taxonomy places the organism in Eukaryota, Metazoa, Chordata, Leptocardii, Amphioxiformes, Branchiostomatidae. Gene Ontology annotation, cellular component: nucleus; Swr1 complex; NuA4 histone acetyltransferase complex. The transcript has 14 exons. The record is from RefSeq and is a predicted model, not a curated record. The coding region runs from base 181 to 1596 and encodes 471 amino acids. Gene Ontology annotation, biological process: DNA repair; negative regulation of transcription by RNA polymerase II; chromatin remodeling. Gene Ontology annotation, molecular function: transcription corepressor activity.
AGAACAUGAGAAAGUUGAUAGCAAGUGUCAUUGGGGUCAAAGGUAAACGAUGUAACCUUUGACAUGUCGUCCCACAAUGCACAGUAACUUUUGCCGAAAAAAUAUGUGCGAAAAAACUAGUGAUCUUGGAUAAGUUGAAUAUUUACACAUUUGAGGGAAUCGUUCUGGCCUGCUGUAGUCAUGGCAACAACAAGUGAUGUACGUGACAUCCUGGAACUUAGUGGUCCAUCAGGCCAGGAGGGGGAGGGGGGCACACCACGGGAAAACAUCAUGAAAACAAAAAAAGUGAAGAAACUGUCAGACACACCGACAUUCAAAAGACCAGAGGGAAUGCACAGGGAGGUUUAUGCCCUGUUGUUCUCAGACAACAAUUCCACCUAUUUCAGGGAUGCCCCUCCCAUCAUUCCGAGUGCCUCCAACCAAGGCUACCGCACCCUGAAGGCCAAGUUGGGCCGUAGCAAGGUCCGUCCAUGGAAGUUCAUGCCCUUCACCAACCCUGCCCGUAAGGACGGAGCCAUCUUCAACCACUGGAGACGAGUAGCAGACGAGGGGAAGGACUACCCUUUUGCCAGAUUUAAUAAGUCAGUACAGGCUCCAAUCUACUCAGAACAGGAAUACCAGCUCCACCUACACGAGGAAGGGUGGACGCGGCCGGAAACAGACCAUCUCUUCGGACUGUGUCGGAAGUUCGACCUUCGCUGGUUCGUCAUCCACGACAGAUAUGACCACGAUCAGUUCAAGAAGCGCAGCAUUGAGGACCUAAAGGAGAGAUACUACAACAUCUGUAGUAAACUCACCAAGAUACGAGCCCCUCCAGGCCAGGAGCCCAAAGUGUAUGUGUUUGACGCAGACCACGAGAGACGACGCAAAGAGCAGUUGGAGCGCCUGUUUAACAGAACACCAGAACAGGUGAAGGAGGAGGAAUAUCUUAACCAGGAGCUUAAGAAGAUUGAGAUGAGAAAGAAGGAGAGGGAGAAGAAGACUCAAGACCUGCAGAAACUCAUCACAGCAGCAGACAGCUCUGAUGCCCGCAGAUCUGAGAGGAAAUCCACCAAGAAAAAACUUCUCACCAAAGAGAAGAGAGAAUCUUCGGGCUCUGUGGAUAUCCCAACUGGUAUCAAGUUCCCUGACUUCAAGCAGGCUGGUGUGUCACUCAGAAGUCAGAGGAUGAAGCUUCCUUCCUCAGUUGGCCAGAAGAAGGUUAAGGCCAUAGAACAACUUCUGGAGGAGUUAGGAAUAGACCUGUAUCCCAUGCCUACAGAAGAGAUAUGUCGGGAGUUCAAUGAACUCAGGAGCGAUAUGGUAUUCCUAUACGACCUGAAGUUGGCCUACGCUAACUGUGAGUUUGAGCUGCAGACCCUGCGACAUCGGUUUGAAGCCCUGGCACCAGGCAAGAUGCCGCUGACCGUCCUCCCCACAACGGUGGGCCCGAGCACGUCAGGAGCCGCACCUGCAGAGAGUGAGGAGUCGCCUACACGGAAAAAGGCCUCUGAUAUCAUAGAUGUUGUAUCGACUGGUCCCUCCACCCCACAGAGAAAACGCAGGGUUAGCGCAGCCGACCCAGGCAGUGCCAUCAAGAAGACAAAGAAGUUGUAGAUGUGGAGUGAAUUAUACUGGUUAGAAUGAUAUAAACUGAUAGAUUGAAAUAUAAUACAGUAGGAAAAGGCUACGUUAGUGUACAUGAUGAUCUGGUCGUUAAUGGGAGAAACUACAAGUACAUAUAGGUCAUUUCUGCUGAUUAAAGUUUGCACCCAUCAUGUACACAGUGGCAUGGUUGAAAAGUUUUAGAUGUCAUGCCAGUACACAAUCAUCUGUGGAGCAGGGGGAUAGACCACCUUAAGGUCAUCCUCGUUGCUGCAUUAGGAAAAGCAAGUUUGCAUGUAUCUUUGGAGAUAAUAUAGAAACACUUUACACUUUGGGGUCUGUUUUUGAAGGUCCCAAGGCAGACCUACCUUAUGCUCCAUCAAUAAGCCUUUUGAAUGCAAGGCUUUUGUUUCAUACACCCUAAGAUAUCUUGUAAGUUGUAUAUCAUGUAUGUUUGGGUCUUUGUUUCUUCCUGAACCCCCUCCCUCAUUUCGUUUUUUUCAAUCUUAGGGGAAUAGAUUUUCUCUUGUGAGAAUAUAUCUCAGCCUUCAUUGUACAAUAUAAGAGUAACAAUAAAAACAAACAACAAAAUCAUUAGAUCACCAGUGUCUUUUUAUUUACAUCUGAUCCUUCCUUACAAAAGCAUGUACAAAUUUACUCCCAUCUGUAACAGCAGAAUAUGUGCUACAUGAUAAAUGAUGUAAAAACAUCAAGAUACUGCCAUGAUUUAAAAGCCAUCUACAGUGCUUUUUUUCUUCUCAAAUACAGACAAGUGUUCUGACUACACUUCUUUACUUUAUCAAUACAUAGGCUUUCACUACAUUGCACACUCUGUAGCUCUGUCUUACAAAUCAACUUCCAGUUUUGUGUGCCAGCCAGCAAUCUGAAUAGAAGAUUUGAAAGACUAAGUCUUACAGCCAUUUCAUAUAACCUGCUGUUAAGUACACUUACAAGUAGGGGCUGUGCCAUUAAGGUCAUAACAGGGGUGGUCAGGAAGAUUGUCUUAACCCCUCAAUAUCUUGCUACAGUGCAUUCCCUUUCGUUCUGAAAAA